GAGAGAGGACAGACUCCACGCACCAGACUGGCUGUCCAUUGAACUGGAUGGUGACCUAACAGAGAUGGCCGGUGCAGGUUUGUGUUGUGCCAGCCUGGAGGAGCCCAAAAACCUGAUGAAGAUGGGUCUGAGCAUGCUCCUCAUCGGCCACGUUAACUUCCUGUUAGGGGCGCUGGUGCACGGCGUGGUGCUCCGACACAUCAACCUCCACAAGCAGGCCCGGGCCAUGGAGUACGCCAUCUCCAACGUGGUCGCCCUCACCUCCGGCCUCGUAGGAAUUGUUGUCGGCAUUCUGGCAAUCGUCCUGUCUAAAAACAAGAAGAGUAGAAGCCUGACGUGGUCACUUUUCACGGUCGGCCUUGCUGCAGCGCUCAUGGCGGCGGCCUCGGCCAUCGGCCUCUCCGUUUCCGUGGUGAUGGCUGUCGUUCACGGUGGGCGGAGCCUCUUGACUCACUGCCGCUUCCCUGAUGCCAUCGGCUACUCCAGCAUCACCAACGAGUGCCCUUUUGACCCCACGCGCAUCUACAGCACCACUCUGAUCCUUUGGGUGCCUCUGAUCGUGACCUGUGUCGUCCAGAUGGUGUUUUCUUCCAGGUGCUCCGCUGUCUGCGUUUCAUUCCUCGGUCUACCUUGCUGCCCCCGCAGGAAGAGAACCAGGGACUUUGGCAGAUCGAUCAAUGCGGUGAGGCCGAUGGUGGAAGCUGCUCCCUCUCACUACACUGAACCUCUAACACGCUACACUGAACCCCCAAGAAGCUACUCUGAACCCCCAAGAAGCUACUCUGAACCUCCACGAAGCCAACCCGACCCUCCAAAACGCUACUCUGAACCUCCAAGAAGCCAACCCGACCCUCCAACACGCUACUCUGAACCUCCAAGAAGCUCCACUGAACCUCCAACACGCUACUCUGAACCUCCAAGAAGCCACCGAGAACCUCCGAGACGGAAUACUGAACCUCCAAGACAGCAGCGCAGACCUCCUCCCCUUCCACAGCAUCUCCCCCCUCAGCACCGGAGUCUCCCUCCCUCGGAGAGGCGGCCCCUUCGCCAGCCGUACAGAGAAAGGUCAGACAGAGAACGGCAAGAAACUCGUGUUGGCAGCCAGCAAAGGGCAGCGGAGCAGCACCAACUGCUGGAGAGGGAUACACUGGAAAGGUCCAGCUUCUGGAUUUAGACACAUUUGACAUGCGAGAGCUUCUUGAAGACCAAAGUUCUGUGAGAGAGUGUGCUGUAGUGCAAGCUACCAUACUUGGAUUGCAACAUUAUACUCACAACCCCAUUGUCCUGACAGAACUUCUACACUAUGAACUCAUAGCUGGAGAUGUUUUAUUUAGCAGCGGUUUAGGCUGUUUGCACAGUGUGCAAGUUAUGCCGGUUAUGCAAGAGUGUGUGUUCUUGUAUUUCUGCACUAAUGAGGGUCAUAUUAUUCCUAUUGGGAUAGACGGACGAGGCAAAUCCUUCAAUCCGAUUCAAUUGGAGUUAAAAGAAUAGUUUUGGGAAAUGUAACUUGUUGCUUUUCUUGCAGAGAGUUAGAUUAGGAGAUUGAUUGCACUCUCACAAUGUCUGUGGUUAUGUACUUAGCUGGAGUUAGGACCUGUUUAAUUUAGCUUAGCAUAAAGACUGGAAGCAGGGUUGAAAAAGCUGUUCUCCGGGUCUAUUUGUUUAAUAUAUCAUGAGCUAAUGUGAGAACGUGUCAAAGGGAAGCUUGAAGUUGAACAAAGGGCCCGAGGAAAAGUAGUCCCUGACAACAUAAAAAGUUUACUUUGGGAACUCUGGGAACAUAGAACCUUUGGAAAGUAGGACUCAGAACAUGUGACCUUGGAAACAUCAGACCCUGUUAACAUGGGAUUCCUUUUUUUUUUUAGCACACAGACAUUUCGAUCUUCUUGUUUAACCAUCGGUAAGAGAGUGAAAAUGUGUAUUUCCCACAAUGUGGAACUAUUCUUUCAAUGUUUGAGUUUACACACAUAAUGGAGGCAGGUACUGUAUAAAUAAGGAAAUUUAGUGAAGAGAUGCAGUGUGUGUGCCUGCAAGAUUUUUAUCUGUUUUUAUUGAGGAUGGAGCCUCUGGUCUGCCUGUUUGAGUAAAUGAGAAUCAAUCAAUUUGUUCCUGCUUUUAAGGUCAAGAGAAACUAGUGCUGCAAGUUUUUGUAUUUAUUUCGACGAAAGUCAAGUCGACACGUAAAUAAAGUUUU
Molecule: messenger RNA, 2194 nt
Organism: Anoplopoma fimbria (sablefish)
Lineage: Eukaryota; Metazoa; Chordata; Actinopteri; Perciformes; Anoplopomatidae
Exons: 6
Coding region: 65-1174 (369 amino acids)
Source: RefSeq, a predicted model, not a curated record